This is a messenger RNA of Heteronotia binoei (common prickly gecko), 2438 nucleotides long. Its product is annotated as acidic leucine-rich nuclear phosphoprotein 32 family member B-like. The record is from RefSeq and is a predicted model, not a curated record. Bases 158 to 940 code for a protein of 260 amino acids. The transcript is spliced from 7 exons. Gene Ontology annotation, biological process: regulation of apoptotic process. Lineage: Eukaryota; Metazoa; Chordata; Lepidosauria; Squamata; Gekkonidae. Gene Ontology annotation, molecular function: histone binding. Gene Ontology annotation, cellular component: nucleus.
CCGCAAUCUGCAUUUUGUAACCUCCACCCUCCCUAUUGUGUUGCCUUUGGCGCCUUGGUGCUAUAUAAGCCGCGGCGGAGGCCAGAGCGCAGGUUUUGCUGUUGCUGCUGGGGACGUCAAGCGGGGUUGUGGAGCUUCCCGAGGGAGCCGCCGUGCCAUGGAGAUGGAGAAUCGGCUGACGCUGGAGUUGCGGAACAAGAAGCCCGGCGAGGUGAAGGAACUGGUGCUGGACAAUUGUCGCUCGGACGAUGGGAAAAUCCGCGGCCUCUCCUCAGACUUUGAAAACCUCGAGUUCCUCAGCAUGAUCAACGUUAACCUCCUGUCUGUCUCCAACCUCCCUAAGCUCAGCAAACUUCGGAAGCUGGAGCUGAGUGACAAUCGCAUCUAUGGUGGCUUGGAAGUCCUGGCAGAGAAGACCCCCAACCUGACGCAUUUGAAUCUGAGCGGGAACAAAAUCAAGGACAUUAACACAUUGGAACCACUGAAAAAAUUGCCACACCUACGGAGUUUGGACCUCUUCAAUUGUGAGGUGACGAUGCUGAUCAACUACCGGGAGAGCGUCUUUGAGCUGUUGCCUCAGCUGACCUACUUGGACGGCUUUGACGCCAGCGACAAGGAGGCCCCAGAUUCGGAUCCGGAAGCAGACGGUCUGGAUGACGAAUAUGAGGAGAAUGGAGAUGAAAGCGAGGACGACGAAGAAGAGUUUGAGGAAGAACUGGAUGACGAGUUCGUGGAUGAUGAAGAGGACGAGGACGAUCUCGAUGGGGAAGAGGAAGAAGAUGGAGUAGAAGAUGAGGAGGAAGAAGAUGAGGAGGGCGCUGAAGACGAAGAUGAGGAGGAGGGUGAAGAGGAUGUCCCGCAGGGCGAGAAGCGGAAACGAGAACUCGAGGACGAAGGAGAGGAAGUUCCGGCGGAUGAGGAGGAUGAAGACGACGACUGACUCCUCCUCCUCCUCCUCUUGCGAGCCAAUCAGUUCUCCAGACUGUGACUUUUCUCACCCUGGCCUCUACUGUUGUGUCCCACGUGAGACUGUAACAAAUUUCUUCCCGCCCGCCCCGCAAUGGUGUCUCUGCCCCCUCCCCCACACCCCUCUUUGUAUGGCUGCAACUCCCACAGUAUAUUUUUUUAAAACAUAGAAGGGGGGGGGAAAGUGAGUAGGUGUUUUGGAAAAUGUUUUCUCCCCUCCACGGAAUGCUCACUUCUCCUGCGACACCCCCUCCCGCCACUCCCCGUUUGGGUAUUUUGUGACCAAAGGCAUUCUUUGAUUUGAUGAAUUGUAGGGCAACAACCCCACUCCCUCUCCAGCAAUAUAUUUUUCUCCCCUCCCUUGGGCAUUGCCAACGAGAGUGCAGCACGCUUCCCGCACGAAGGACCCCACCUGCCGCCAUCUUUCAGCCAGCGUUCUGAGAAUGUUGUGCACCUUCCGGGCUAAACCUGAACUCGGGUCUCUGUGGCAUCUGGAAGCCUCUUGGCCUGUUGUAGGGAUUGCCGGAGGACUGCCGUGGAUAUGGCGCCUGUUUCAACGAUUGCCGGAUAACCACGGGUUUGCCUGGAGAUGGUUUUACCUCUGCUGAAUUGUUUUAUGCCCUGCUGAAGAGGAGAUAACCCAGUAAGACUGUUAAACCUUCAAAGUGGAUUAUUACUUUGUUUUCAAAGUGUUGCUGUUUUGCUGUAGCUUGCCAGCCCUUGACUGUCAGGGAAUACCCCUGUCCAGUUGGUGUUAUUAGCCCCCCUCUCCAAUAAUUCCCUUUCAGUGCAUAUUAACUCCUUUAGCAAGAAGGGAAAUCGGAGCUGACUGAUUUCUGGCUGUUCCUGGGGGCAGGAUUUAUUUUUGGAGGGUCCCCGGUCAUUCCUUGUCAGUCUUGGGAGUAUUUAAGUCACUCACCUCCCCAAAUCCCCUGCAUCCUCAAAAGAGCAGUGGUUGGCAAAUGCCAUCUUCGUUUGCAAAGAUGCUCGAUGGCCCAAAGAUGGUUUGGAAGGAAGGGAACUGAGUGAGGCAAAGGAGAGUUUAAAUAUUGCUAAUUGUAGUUCUUCCCAUCCUUGAGACGGAGGCCAAUAUAUCGGUGUUGGUGAGGGAGGUGGGAUGAAAAAAAUUGGAGAAAGAUUGACACCCCCCCCCCUUUUUGUGUGUGCAGUGAAUAUCAAGCCUAAAAAAAGAAAGACCCAUCUGAAUUCAGAGCAGCAGUUCGGGCUAGAAUUUUCGUCCUUUCCCUCUCCCCCGCCAUUUUAUCUGGUCAUUUGAGUUUUAUACUUUAGCCCCUAGUUAAGUUUGACUUGUAAUUUCGUUGAAACUAAUUCCCACAGAUUGGGAUUUUUUUGUUGUUGUUGUUGGCGGGGGUGGGGGCAGGCGGGUUGGUCCUUUUCUAUCUAUCUUUUUUUGUUUUGUUUUGUUAAGAAGUUUGGAUAAAACUUGUAAUAAAAGACUGAGUUUUUAAAAA